AUGAUUCCGAUUUCAUCUCACCCGAUUAGUCCUCGCUUAAAUUAUUUAAAAGGGAAUUUUAAAACAGUUCUAACUUAUAUUUAUCUAAGUAAACUGAAAGUAUCAAAUGAAGAAAUAGAAAAUUAUUUUGAGGAAACAACAGCGGAACCUUGGAAAAUUGAUAAAAAACUAAAAGAGAAAAAAGAAAAAUUUCCCGGAGAUUCCGAAACGAAAAUUUUAGAAAAUUUUUUUUCUAUACUCCAAAAAGAAACUGAUAAUAUUUUUGAAGACGAAGAAUUAAGAAAAUCCGGAGAAGAAAAUUUUCAUCUAAACUCGGAAAAUAUAGAGUUAAAGAGCGAAAUUGAAAAGUUUAAAGCCGAAAGAGAUAAAAAAGAAACGGAUAUUAUAAAAAAAUACCGGCAAGAAAAUAAAUUAUUAAAAGUCCAAGAAGUUGAAUUCGGAAAGGAGAAAGAAGAAACCUUACAUUCAGAAGUAGAAAUCGAAAAAGCGGAAAACAAAAAACUAAGAGAGCAAAUCGCACUCCUAAAUGAAUAUAUUGGUGAACUGGGAGCCGAAGUGGAAGAUUAUUUGAACCUUCAAUCGCGACUUACCAGUGCGGAAAAUAUUUUGUCCGAAGCCGAAAAAAAACGAAGAACAAGAAGCAAUUCUCUUGAUUUAGCCUAUUCUCCGAUUAGUCCGAUAAAUUCCCAAGCAGGUCCAACAGCCGAAUGGGAAAAAUCCAGAGACGAAAAAGAACUGAUAGUUUUACCAGAAAAAGUCCGAAAUCAACUCAUUCCAAAGAAUGAAGCGAAGAUUCGAAUGAUUCAAAUUGAACAAUUAGUCGAUGAAAAAAAUCACGAUUUACUUCCUUUACUCCGCUCUGUUUUGAUUAAUUGGGCGGCUCAUAUCAAUAGCCUUUUGUCCGAACUACCAGAAGAUGUUGAAGAACACCGAGAGUUAGUCAGUGAAAAUGCGAGAUUAUGGGAGGAAAUUAGGACGCGAGGUAUAAAUUCCGGUUCUACUACUCCGAAUAAUGAAACCGAAACUUCAACCGACCGAGGAGAAAAAUUGCCUUCGCCUGAGCCAAAAUUAAAAUCACAUUCAGAAACCGCUCGGGAGGAAAUCGGCGAAGCCUUAAACGAAAUUGAACUUCCGAAAGAUUUAGAACUUUUAAUAAAAUCGACUGAAAUCGCUUCGGAGGAGGAAUUAAGCAAUAGCGAAGAUGAGGAAUUUUUUUCAUUUUUGUCGGAUGAGCAAAAAGAAAUUAUAGAAAACACAAAAGAACUCGCUAAAACCCUUACUGUUGAUAGCGAAAAAGCCAAAACGGAAGCGGUGGUUGGUUCUGUCCUUCCCCGCUCUCCGCACCAAGUUUCGGUAGAAAGUUUGGCUUCCAGCAUGAACCAAAUUUUUGCUGAGAGGGAACGAAUUUUCAAUCUCGCUAUCGGAAAUGAAGAAGCCAAGAUGGAUAGUGGUGAAAUUAAGGAUAGUUUUGCUACUCUAAGAGAGAAUACUAAUGAGGAGUAUAAAGAUGUUGAGGAACAAAUUAAAGAAAAAAAUUCCAAAAAAGCCAAAAUAGAAAAGGAGAUUGAGGAAAUAAUAGUGAAAAUUGAAGAACAAACAAAAUUGGUUGCAGAGCUUAACAAAAAUAUAGAGGAUAGUGUUCUGACCUCCGAAAAAGAAAAUUCCGAAGUCGAAUUAGAGAAAUUAGACGAGGAAAAAAAUAAGGCAAUUGAGAACCUAAACUGA
Messenger RNA from Funneliformis geosporum, 1725 nucleotides. The record is from the annotation of a GenBank genome assembly. NCBI's taxonomy places the organism in Eukaryota, Fungi, Glomeromycota, Glomeromycetes, Glomerales, Glomeraceae.